This is a messenger RNA of Rubroshorea leprosula, 1751 nucleotides long. The record is from the annotation of a GenBank genome assembly. NCBI's taxonomy places the organism in Eukaryota, Viridiplantae, Streptophyta, Magnoliopsida, Malvales, Dipterocarpaceae.
ACUCCAUUGGAUGCAGUCAUGGAGAAUGCUAAGGAGCCACUUAUAUCCCCAGUAGGAGAAGAUUGCCAAAGCCAAGAGCAGGUCAAUGGUCCCGUUACCACCACCAUCUCCGCCGCUUUCACCCUAGGUACUAAGGACAUCGCUCCAAUCACCAGUGUCCGAGCCUUCUUUAGAGAAUUCUUGACCGAAUCAAAGAAACUAUGGUACCUUGCCGGCCCUGCUAUCUUCGCCUCCAUCUGCAAAUACUCUCUCGGUGCCAUCACUCAAAUCUUCGCUGGUCACGUCAGCACCCUUGCCCUCGCCGCCUUCUCCAUCGAAAACUCUGUCAUCGCUGGCUUCUCCUUCGGAAUCAUGCUCGGAAUGGGAAGCGCGCUCGAAACUUUAUGCGGGCAAGCGUUCGGAGCAGGGCAGAUCGAUAUGCUAGGGAUAUACAUGCAGAGAUCGUGGAUCAUUCUCAACGCCACCGCUAUAAUCCUCUGCUUCUUAUACAUAUUCGCGGCGCAGAUUCUAAAGCUGAUCGGCCAGACGGCAGAAAUCUCGAAGACUGCCGGUAUGUUCGCGAUAUGGAUGAUUCCGCAACUCUUCGCUUACGCCCUGAAUUUUCCAAUGGCGAAGUUCUUGCAAUCGCAGAGCAAGAUCAUGAUCAUUGCAGUAAUAUCGGCUGUGGUGAUGGUUUUUCACGCUUUUUUCAGCUGGUUGUUGAUGCUGAAGCUGGGAUGGGGUCUGGUCGGCGCGGCGGUGGUUUUAAACAUAUCAUGGAUAGUGAUCGACGUAGCACAGUUCGUGUAUAUCGUGAGCGGAGGUUUCAGAGAAUCAUGGACAGGGUUUUCAUGGAAGGCAUUUCAGAAUCUGUGGGCAUUCAUGAGAUUAUCCCUUGCAUCGGCGGUGAUGCUCUGGCAAGUGAUAAGUUAUAUGCAUACGAACAAGAGAAAAAUCAUCAUCAAAGUGUACAGUCUAAUCACUCGAAGUUGUAACAUAGUGGGAUGGAGCGUCAUGGCAGCUCUUGGAAUGAAUAUAGCCGUGAGUGUUAGAGUGUCAAAUGAACUGGGAGCAGGGCAUCCAAGAACAGCAAAAUUUUCACUGGUGGUGGCGGUAAUAACUUCCUUCACGAUUGGGGUCUUGAUCGCAAUCAUCCUGAUAAUCUUUAGGGACAAGUAUCCAGCCUUGUUUUCGAGUGACACAGAAGUUCAAGCAGUUGUCAAGGAGCUUACACCAUUGUUGGCAUUCUGCAUAGCCAUGAACACUAUUCAACCUGUACUCUCGGGGGUGGCUAUUGGAGCUGGAUGGCAAGCUGUUGUUGCCUAUGUGAACAUUGCCUGUUAUUAUAUAUUUGGGGUUCCUCUAGGUCUUAUUCUAGGCUUCAAGCUUGACCUGGGUGUUAAGGGAAUUUGGUGGGGAAUGAUAGCUGGGACAGUCUUACAAACUUGUGUACUUUCUGGGAUGAUUUAUACAACGAAUUGGAAAAAAGAGGCAUCAAAAGCUGAAGAGAGGAUAAGGAACUGGGGAGGAGACAAAGAGGCCACCCAGAACAAUGUAGAACAGUAAGGCCUACCAGGGAAAGGAAAGAAUUUGCAUCAAUUAAUAAUGCAAAUAUUUAUGAGCACUCAUUUGACAACAGUUGCUCCAAAUUUAAGGAAUUCAAGCUUAAAGAUGGGCCAUCUCCUAAUUUUUUAGAUAAAAAACACAUUUCUACAUUUUCCAUUGUAUUGCUUAUAAGCUGAGACUCAUCUUAGUUAAAAAUUUUGUUUGUA